AUGGAGCAAGGGCUGCGUCCGCCUGAAACUGCUGAAGUUAUGUUCAACAACGGAAAGUUCUCACCAGAGAUCCAUCCAGUUUCUGCACGUCCUAAUAAGCGAAAAAAUUUAAAGGAGUUAUGCGGAUGUUGCCGUCCGGCGAAGAGGUCAAAAGAAUGCUCCUGGAGGCUUCCUUGGUUUAAAAGAAGGAAUGGGCCGGGGCCUCCACCUCCAUCUAAAGUGAAGAAGAAGAGACUGACCAUGCCAUCUCUUUUCUCUUGCUGCAAGAAGAAGAAGAAACCAGAUCAAUUAAAACCACCUGAACCGAACGUCCUCUCUGAGCAUAUUACACCUUCUGAAGCUGCUCCAGCACCUAUGUCACAGGCACAAGCAAAUGACAAAAGAAAUCUCUGCAGAAAAAUAUUUUGUUGUGGCUGUAAGAAAAAAGGACCCAUCCUGGAACCUCCACGAACAGCUCCUAAGAAAAAGAGUUACUGGAGGAAACUGUUGUGUUGCUGCUGUCCAUCCAAAUCUACAGUCCGCCCGAGGCCACAGCAGUCUCAAGAGCUGCUCAAAAAUCGAAGAAAAGAAAUGUCAAAAAGUCGAACGACCAGUAUCCAAUCGGGUUUUUCCAAAUUGGAACAUAGCUUAGUUGAGCAUAGCUCGAUGAUGAGAGCAGCUAUACCAGUUCUUCCAAUAUGCCUUGCCUGGACCUGUCUAAUACUCAAUGUCUUCCUUCCAGGAACAGGAACCAUGACUAGUGGAAUACUUUGUUUAUGUUUCGGCAAACCAAGGUUUUCUGUGAAUGAUACUGCAAUUGCGAGAUUUGGAGCUUUCUGCAUCAACUUGUUCAUCGGAAUAGGUCAAAUAUUUACUAUAAUAUUUUGCCUUGUUGGAUGGGGAUGGAGUAUUUGGUGGGGUGUCAUCAUGCUAAGACUUGCACGUAAGCACAGAAGAAUCAAAAUGGCAGAAAAGGCAAGCCAACCACAAACAUCUAAUCAAAAUCAUGAUAUAGAAAAAGGACGUUGAUAACUUAAUGAUUUUUACUGAACAUAUUUUUGAUAAAACUUCUUUUUAAAAACUAUGU
Molecule: messenger RNA, 1066 nt
Organism: Nezara viridula (southern green stink bug)
Lineage: Eukaryota; Metazoa; Arthropoda; Insecta; Hemiptera; Pentatomidae
Source: the annotation of a GenBank genome assembly